Messenger RNA from Heteronotia binoei (common prickly gecko), 3423 nucleotides. RefSeq names its product L-threonine 3-dehydrogenase, mitochondrial-like. The record is from RefSeq and is a predicted model, not a curated record. The transcript has 9 exons. The coding region runs from base 98 to 1228 and encodes 376 amino acids. NCBI's taxonomy places the organism in Eukaryota, Metazoa, Chordata, Lepidosauria, Squamata, Gekkonidae. Gene Ontology annotation, biological process: L-threonine catabolic process. Gene Ontology annotation, molecular function: L-threonine 3-dehydrogenase activity.
GCCUAGCAUUUGUCCGGAGGGGUCUUUCAGCGGGUGUCCUGAGACUGCUGGUUGCGUCAGGCGGCGGUCUAACUGGAGGGCAAUUGAAGUGGGUACAAUGCCAGUCAUUAGGAGCCUAAGCCGAGCGGUCAGACAGGUUUUGCAGAGACCAGGCUGUGGCUGUCAGGUUGCUGUCGUGCCGGUUCGGUGUCAUGGUUUCUCACCCCGGCAGGUAACCUCAGAUGCCAGUUUUCAUUCUGUAUCUUUCUCAGAAACAGAUCAUCCCAGAGUAUUAAUUACAGGGGGACUAGGCCAGCUUGGAGUAGGACUUGCUAAACUCUUGAGAAAACACUUUGGGAAGAACAAUGUGAUCCUGUCAGAUAUUAGAAAGCCACCUGAUAAUGUCUUCUAUAGUGGUCCUUUUAUCUACUCGGACAUUCUGGACUACAAGAACCUGCGUGAGAUAGUAGUGAACAACCGGAUUACGUGGCUGUUUCAUUAUAGUGCUUUGCUCAGUGCUGUUGGAGAAGCCAAUGUCCCUUUGGCAAGAUCUGUAAAUAUCAAUGGAUUGCACAACAUUCUUGACAUUGCUGCUGAACACAACUUACGACUCUUUGUACCCAGCACAAUUGGAGCAUUUGGACCCACCUCCCCUAGAAACCCAACCCCUGAUCUCUGCAUCCAAAGACCAAGGACAAUCUAUGGUGUCUCCAAAGUUCAUGCUGAACUCAUGGGAGAAUAUUACUAUUACAGGUAUGGGCUGGACUUCCGGUGCCUGAGAUAUCCUGGCAUUAUCUCAGCUGAUUCCCAGCCUGGUGGUGGAACAACUGACUAUGCAGUCCAAAUCUUCCACGAUGCUAUAAAGACUGGCAAGUUCCAGUGCAACCUAAAACCAGACACUCGCCUUCCAAUGAUGUACAUCAACGACUGCCUGAGAGCUACCUUGGAGAUCAUGGAGGCACCUGCUGAGUCACUGAGCAUGAGGACAUAUAAUAUUGGAGCCAUGAGUUUUACUCCUGAGGAACUGGUUCAGGAAGUCCAGAAGCAUAUUCCAGAACUUGAAGUUACCUACAACGUGGAUGCAGUCAGACAAGCCAUUGCUGACAGCUGGCCCAUGGUUUUUGAUGACAGCAACGCACGCCGAGACUGGGAAUGGAAACAUGAUUAUGACCUUCCGGACCUGGUGACCACAAUGUUCAACUUCCUUGGCUCUGCAUCCUCUGUUACCAGGAUUGCCCAGGUCAACUGACCCUCCUUGCGUAUUGCAGUCCCAAUGAUCAAUGUGACUGGACCAAGGCCAAAUGAAAGAUUCCUCAGUUUCUAAGUCUUGAAGCAGCCCUGCCACUGUUACACUUCCUACAAGUGUGUUGGGUGACUACUUUCUCUUAGUUCACCUUUCUUCCAGUUUUUAUCAAGCUAGCUGAAUAUGACUUGGUAGUAUACUGAGAACAAUGUUUCAAGUAUUCCUGGUUGCAGUCUAGCUAUUGGUCUUGUGGGCCAACAUUAUUUUUAUUUCUAUAAUUUGUUUCCCCUUCUAAAACAAAAUGCUUGUCUGAUACCUAGGAUGUUCUUAUUUUCUUAUUCCUUGGUGCUUCUUCAUAUCUUUUUGUUGGUUAUUGGCUUAAAAUGUAGAGUUAAAUUAACGUUAGCAAAUGUAGCGUUGGGACCACAUAUUUGCUGAGAUAAUGGGAAUGUGGGAGCCAGGGGGCAUUUACAAGGGAAUCAGCAGAUAGGAGAAAGGGGGUGCUUAACCCUUUCCUACACCAGCCAGUUCUCUUCUGGAAAUGCCACUCAGAUCCUCAAUAUUAGCUUUCUUUCCCUCAUAGCAGUCCCAUGAAGCUGAUUAUGCUGAAAGAACAACUGGCCCAAGGGAACUCAAACGCAGGACUCCUCAGUCCAAGUUCAAUGCUUUAACCAUGUCAUCAGCUCUUUCUACUAGGUCCUCCAAGGUGUAGCUUACAAUAUACAAAAUCAUACCAGAGGCUUAUUGCUGAUUCAUGCUACCGAUGCAUAAUGUAUUGUUUCAAACCCAGAUCAAUUUUUGUCUCACCUGGGUUGGAUGUGCAUGAUGAUGUUAAUGUAAAGGAACAGGACAGCCCACCUGCAUUUCAGGUGAGCACCUCUUGACCUGGACACUGAUGACUUCUUGGUGCCACAUUUCUAAAAGAAGGUGCCGUGGUUCCUUGCAACAUUUAUGCAAAUGCAUCAGGACUCUGGCAACAGAAACCUAACUGAGCAAAAAGGAAAUAAUAUGGCAGCAGAAGAGACAGAGAAAUGGAAUGCCAGUUGGAGAUACAGGUGACCUGCUAGGUGCUUGUUCUGCCAGGGAAAAACUGUAUGGUAAACUGGUCAUUUGAGAUGCUCACCUGCCCCAAGGACAGCUUGCCAACCAGCCAAGCUUUCACUGAGGUUGAUCUUGGCCUAAGUACAUUUAGAUCUUCAACCCGUUUUUUGCUCAGUUCCUCCAGCAGUGAAGCCAUGAUGCCCAGGGGAGUGAGCGUAAAAAGGGGCAUCGAUCGGCCUGCAGUCUUAGAGAUGUGAGUCAAACAAAAUGGGUAGGAGAACAGAGGUAGGGCAGAGGGAGAGUCUGCUUCUACAUGGCAGCUCUUCUCCCUUUUUUCCACUUACAAACUAGAGCACUUUUUGGAGCUUCCAUAUCCUGUCAUGGUCUAGUUGUGUCAUUUCCACGCUUUGCUCAGUUCAUUCUUUCUUAAAUCUGCUUUUACUUCAAUCUUUUGGGAAAGAAUGUAAUCCAAGUGCAUUUGGACUAAGUUGCAAGAAAUGGUGCAUGUUUUCUUGCCUGUGAAGAUUCUGCUUAGAUGGCACCAUUUCCCUAACCAUCAGCCCCUUACAGAUGCCAUUUUCCCAGCAUUUUUUCCUGUUGUGGAAACAUAAGAGCUGGAAAGGAUCCAAAGGGUCAUCUAGUCCAACUCCAUGGCAAUGCAGAAAAUUCACAACUACCUCCCUCCACUCCCCCAGUGACUCAUGCUCUAUGCUCAGAGCCACGGCAUAGGAGGAUUUUUUAAAAAUAGUUAUAAUUGCACUGUAAUGGUCUAUUGCUAUUUAAUAAUUUACUUUCAAGUUUAAUAGAACUAUUAUGGUGCUACAGUGCAUGUGUGAAGAAAAACAAAACAAAAAAGUAAUGAUUUGCCACAACAGACCCCCCCAAGAGUAACUGUGGAGCCACCUCAGAACAUACGUGGAAAGGGAAGGUUAGAAAAAGAGACAGAGGAAAGUGCAUGAAGAGCUCCUGAUGUGGACACUCCAGUGGCAACGUCAUGUCUGGUCAUUCAGAUUGGAAAUGAAAGCAACGUGGACAACCCUUGCCAUGCGGAAGCUGGCAAAGAUAGCUAAGAAGCCAAAGUUAAACUGCAAACCAGCAUUUUUUCCCCUGUAUGAUGUAGUUGUGCACUCCCCUUGGAUGAAUAAAAAUCUAGAAGUGUU